AUGUCUUCCUGGUUUUCGCAACUUUCAAGUACUGUUUCAAAUGUAACUGGCUUUGGUUCGGCAGUGGAUGGUCUACGAACCGUAGCAGAUACAAUUAAAGAUGGUGAAGCUUUUACUCCUCUUAAUGAACAUGAUCUUGAAUGGACUUUAGCGUCAGGUUCAUCUACUGAAAAUCAAACAGGUGGAUUUGCUUUUGUUCAACUGAUUCAUUCUAAUAUUGGUAUUUUUAAAAAUAUUAAUAUGAGCAGCAAAUUUGAACUUUCAUCCAACAAACGCUCUGGUAAGACUUACUUGGGCAAGGAUGCAGGCUUUGUCUCACACAAAUUUUGGCCUCGUGCGCAUGCACAGGGGACCUUCAUCAUUAACCAAACCAUUUAUGAAUUGGAAGGUGAUGGUAUGUUCGUUCAUGCAAUCCAGGGUAUGCAACCCCAAUUGAUUGCUUCCACCUGGAACUUUGCCAACUUUCAUUCUGAUCAGGCAUCUCUAGGUAUGAUGCAAUUUCAGACUACAAAGCAAUAUGGAUCCGUUCAUGUCAACCAGGCUCGUUGGUAUUGGAUAACAAGCUCAUCAUGGUCUCUGAAAAACGAUCGAAAAGUAAAGAAGAUGUGGUCAAUAGAGAUGGUCGUGGAGGUCAAGAAUUUGAUCGAUAAAAUUGAUAUCUUGGCUGAAAUUCCAUAUGUCAUUCGCAAGCUAUGGCUUGAUAAGGCAACAGCUUAAUAUCAAGAUUGGUGAUAAAGUAAUUAAUACAGAAGGAUAUUGCUUCCAAGAACUAGUCUUUGUUUCUAAUUUUUAGACUUUAUCGUAUUUGCCAUCUAAUUUGUAUCCUUUAAAUUAAAUUUGCCGUCCCUUUUUAUUUUUAAACCUCAAAAAUUAAAGUCAUUGACAAAUACUUUAUGGUAAAUGCCAAGCGUAAGCCGUUAUUUAUUGCAAUACCAAAACGAUAGGAAAAAGCUGGAAUUUCUGUUAAUUGAAACAAAAAAAUAUUAUAUAAUAAUAAUAAUAACUGAGCAUAAAGGAAAGA
Messenger RNA from Cokeromyces recurvatus, 1021 nucleotides. RefSeq names its product Svf1-like-domain-containing protein. Bases 1 to 717 code for a protein of 238 amino acids. The transcript is spliced from 8 exons. Gene Ontology annotation, cellular component: cytoplasm. Gene Ontology annotation, biological process: response to oxidative stress. The record is from RefSeq and is a predicted model, not a curated record. Lineage: Eukaryota; Fungi; Mucoromycota; Mucoromycetes; Mucorales; Mucoraceae.